Messenger RNA from Cannabis sativa, 3727 nucleotides. RefSeq names its product patellin-4. Lineage: Eukaryota; Viridiplantae; Streptophyta; Magnoliopsida; Rosales; Cannabaceae. The record is from RefSeq and is a predicted model, not a curated record. Bases 1923 to 3491 code for a protein of 522 amino acids. Gene Ontology annotation, molecular function: lipid binding. The transcript has 4 exons.
UUUUUAUUUUUUUUCCAUAGCGAUAUUCGUUAUACUCACAACAUUAUUCCUGUAAAAUUUUAAAAAAUUUCAAAUAACUUACAGUAGAAAUAAGUUUAAAAUUUGUUAAACACGCGUAGUAAAUUAAAAUAUCUUAAACUCUAUUUUUUGGUACUAUAAACUAUUCAGAAUUUUUUCAAAAGUUUAUAAAAAUGAUAUUUGUAACUAUAACAAAUACCAAUAUAAUUUUUUUUAAAAAAUAAUAUUUUAACAUAUAAUUUCAAAUAUAAAAAUUAACUAAAAAAUAAAAAAGUAAUAAUAACAAUAAAAGAAAGGAGAUGCAUUCCAUAGAAAUUUUCCAACGUUAAUUAAGAAGAAAAAGUCAUAUAUUUUGGAAAAGCAAAUGUACACAUGGAGUGUAGCUUUGCCAACCAAUCACGUGCAACUAUACACGACUUAGUCAAACCCAAAUAAUGCGGUGCCACAUGGCAGCUAUACGGAGCUACAUAACUUGGGACACAUCACACAUGGACUUCUAUCCAAGUGCAAUGUCCAAAACUAACAAGUGUUUCUUUUUUUAUUUUUCGAAACGGCAAAAUAAACCAGUGUUUUUUUUUUAACUGCAAAAUAAACAAGUUCAGUUGGUACAUUCUCAUUAUUGGUCUCUAUUUAUUUUAUUUAUAAGUAAGUCAUUUAACAAUUAAAAACAAAAUAAAAAGCAAAAUUCAGGGGAUAAAUUUUUACUUUCAUUCAAAAUCAAAAAUAUGAGAAUACUUCUCUCUCUCUCUCAAAAAAAAAAAAAAAAUCAUGAGAAUACUAUUAUGUCACAACACGUAUUCGUCGGCACAUCACACUAAUUUAACUAGGUCAAUAUCAUUAACUUUUCAUACAACAUUAGUUUUUUUUGGUCACACAACAUUAGUUUUUUUUAGUGUUAUUUGAUCGCAUUACAUUACUCCAAAACAAAUUAAAAUAAUCGGUUACUAAAUCAUCAUAUUUUAUCACACGUAAUUAUGAGAGGUAAUAAUUAAUUAUUUGAUCUAAUUAAUACAAUAAAGAAUAUUUUUUUUUACCUUUAUUUAUUUUCGUUUCCCGUUAGAAUUUAGACGUGCCAUUGUCGGUAUCAUAUUUACGCUUUACCAUGAGUAUAAAAAUCCCCUUUUUCUUUUGCAAUUAUAUCAACUUUAUAUAUAAAUACUUUUCAUCCAUCGUUAUUGUUUUCAUUUCCCUACAAACAAUUAAUUAUUCUUUCUUUCCAAACAAACAUUAAUAAUAAAAAUCUAGUGAAAAGAAAUCAUAUAUAGCUACCUAGCUGUUAGGCUGUUACAGAAAUCUGAAGAAACGACAAUCAUAAAAAAUAUAUCAAAGCUGGCUUAAAGAUUGUGCAUAAUUGUCGUGUGAUAAUAAUAAUUAAUAAUUAAUCGGUCCAAAUAAAUAAUAAAAAAAACGUUAAUGUUCAGUCAAAGUUUGACUAUCUUAAGUUUAAACCAAUAAGAUUCGAAUAUAAACAUGUUUAUGUAAGAUUGAGUGUACAUGAUAUGGCUUCCAAUAAAAAAUAAAUACUUUUUUUUUUGUGCUGAAUAAAAAAUAAAUACUUUUGUGUGGGCCAAAUUUGAUUCUUUCACGCCAAAUUUUUGCUGGCUUACAGGCUAGCAAAACCCUUGGAAUGAAGAAUAAUCCCAACGGCUCCUAUAUGAGGUGGCCACAGAUAAGUGACCGUUGAUGGGGCCCACGUGUCCUUUUAUUUACAAAAGUUCAUUAUAUAUAACCGUUACUUUCUUGUCUAGGUUCUUACAAACUAAACCUCAAGCGUAAUAUUUUGUCUUUCAGUUUUCUCUCUUCAUUUUCUGAUUGACCAAACAGCCAAGGUUGUUGUUUUUUUUUUCUUUUUCGUUUUCUAACUUGGGUUUCUUGGGAAUUUUUCUGGGCUUUUGUUGGAAAAAAUGACUGUUGAGGUUAAGGUUGAAGUUGAAGAGACUCAAAUGGGUGAAGUUUCUAUCAGUGAAGAGGUGUCUAGCAAGAAGCAAGUAGUACAAGAAUCUAAGCCUACAACGGUUCAAAAAAGCUCUUCUUACAAGGAAGAGAGUAACUUUCUUUCUGAUCUUAAGGAGUUUGAGAAGAAGGCUUUGAUUGAUUUGAAGGCGAAAUUGGAAGAAGCCAUUCUUGGCAACAAUGUUUAUAAGAAAGAAGAAGAGCCAAAGAAGGAUGAGAAGGCAGUGGAAGAAAGUGCUGAAGAGAAGGAAAAGGCAGUGAAGGAAGGAGGAGAAGAAGCAGAAAAAUCAACUGAGGAAUCGAAACCCGAAUGUGCUGAAACCGAAAAGGAAGGAGAGAAAGAAGAAACUCAUGAAGUGGUUGUUGAAGGAAAAUCAACUGAGGAAUCCAAACCAGAAUGUGCUGAAACAGAAAAGGAAGGAGAGAAAGAGGAAACUCAUGAAGUGAUUGUUGAAGAAAAAGUUGAAGUAGUGGAUAGAGAUAUUUCUCUUUGGGGUGUACCUCUUUUGCCUAGUAAAGGAGCUGAAGGUACUGAUGUGGUCCUUUUGAAGUUCUUGAGGGCUAGGGAGUUUAAGGUCAAUGAAGCUUUUGAGAUGCUUAAGAAGACCCUUCAAUGGAGGAAGGAUUCUAAGAUAGAUUCGAUCUUGGAUGAGGAGUUGUGUGUUGAUUUAAGCUCUGCUGCUGAUAUUAAUGGCGUUGAUAGAGAAGGACAUCCGGUUUGUUACAAUGUCUUUGGAGUAUUUGAGAAUGAAGAGCUUUAUCAAAAGACUUUUGGUACAGAGGAAAAGAGGAGCCAUUUCUUGAGAUGGAGGUGUCAGCUUAUGGAGAAGAGCAUUCAGAAGCUUGAAUUGAAGCCUAGUGGAGUCUGUUCUUUGCUUCAUAUCAAUGAUCUUAAGAACUCGCCUGGACCCUCUAAGAAGGAGCUUCGAAUCGCAACAAAGCAAGUUGUGGGGCUAUUACAGGACAAUUACCCUGAGUUGGUGGCGAAGAAUAUAUUCAUCAAUGUUCCAUUUUGGUAUUACGCUCUCAACACACUUUUGUCACCUUUUCUCACUCAAAGAACCAAGAGCAAAAUUGUUAUUGCUCGCCCGGCAAAGGUCACAGAAACACUCUUGAAGUAUAUUCCAGCUGAGGAAAUUCCUUUCAAAUAUGGUGGUUUCAAGAGGGAGAAUGACUAUGAAUUCUAUGGUGAUGAUAACUCUGUUUCUGAACUCUACCUUAAAGCUGGCAUGACUGAAACCAUUGAGAUACCUGCACCAGAGGCUGAUGCUACAUUGAUCUGGGAUGUGAGUGUUUUGGGUUGGGAAGUACACUACAAAGAGGAGUUUGUUCCCAAUGAUGAAGGAUCUUAUACCAUUAUUGUUCAGAAAGGGAAGAAAAUUGGUUCACAAGAAGGACCUCUUCGAAACACCUUUAGAAGCAAUGAGCCUGGAAAGGUUGUCCUUACGAUUGAAAACACUUCCAACAAAAAGAAAAGGGUUAUGUAUCGGUUCAAGACCAAGAAGAGUCCCUCUUCAUAAGAAACUCAAAAUAUACAGAUGGAAAAUAGUGGAGUGGGGGAAUAUGCUGUGUUGUUCAAUUUUUCAUUCUUUUUAACAUUCUUUUGAGGGGUACAACAAGAAAUGAGUGAGAGGAUAGUGAAAUGUGAAAAAUUCAUUCUUUUGCAGGAUUGGAAUCAUGAAAUGUAGUAGGUGGUUUGAAAUUGUUUGCUGUAAUUUACAUGUGAGUGAAAUAAUAUUGGUAUAUUUGUUUUAAA